GUUGCUUUUCCAAUUUUUAAAUGAUUUUUUACGAUGCCAGUUAUUAUUAUUACUGGUAUACCAUGCAGUGGUAAAACAACACGAACUACUGAAUUGCAAGAAUACUUUAUAAAGGCAGAAAAAAAUGUAGAAGUUAUAAGUGAAAUUAAUAUUAUAACUAAAACAGGUUUUGAUCGAAACAGAUUUUAUGCUGAUUCUAAGAAUGAAAAAAGUGUGAGAAGUGAUAUAAAGUCAGCGGCACAACUGUUUUGUGAUAUACCAGUUGAGCAUGCUUGGUUAUGGAAUGAGAAAAGGUCAAAAUGUGAACAAUAUAGUAGAGAAACUUUUGAUGCACUUGUAAUGAGAUAUGAAACACCUGACACAAAAAAUCGUUGGGAUUCACCAUUAUUCAUCGUAUCAUCAGAAGAUGAAUUAAAAUUUGAUGAAAUUUAUAAAUCAUUGUAUGAAGUAAAAGCACCUAAACCAAAUUUAAGUACACAAUGUCCACCAUUAUCUUCAACUAAUUAUUUAUAUCAAUUGGAUACAAUAACUCAAGAAAUAGUUAAUGCAAUAUUAUCAGCUAAACAAUUUGGUGUUGAAAAUGAAUUUAAAGUACCAGGGUAUAAUUUGACAGUACAAAAUUCAUGUACUCCAGCACAACUUAUGAGACUACGAAGACAAUUUUUAACAUAUAAUUCAAAUUACCUAAUAUUGACUUGA
Messenger RNA from Eufriesea mexicana, 699 nucleotides. RefSeq names its product protein KTI12 homolog. The record is from RefSeq and is a predicted model, not a curated record. The transcript has 7 exons. Lineage: Eukaryota; Metazoa; Arthropoda; Insecta; Hymenoptera; Apidae. Bases 34 to 699 code for a protein of 221 amino acids.